GUGAAAUACGUGCUCUUUGAAACUGCUUUUGGAUAUGCGUUAUUUGAACGGUUGCAAAGUGAGGAAAUAGGAGAACAAAUUCAAGAGUCCGUUGAAGAUUUGGAAUUUUCGGAAAUGAACCUUCCAAAACCCGGGAAAAAGAGUAGGUAUGAGUGUGGCAUUCGACUACAUUCAGAUAAGUUGUUGAGUCAGGUGAAAGAUAGCGAACUUGAGAAAGGUCAGCUUGGAUUGGGUCAUAGCUAUUCUAGAGCCAAAGUCAAAUUCUAUGUUAAUCGGAAUGGUAUUCGUGGCAUUUUUCCAGAACUCAUUAAAAUUGUAAGUGAUAAUUAUCAAUAUGCCAAACUUGCCAAAUUUAUCAAAAACAAGAGUGAUCUAACCGAAGAAGGAAUGGAUGAUCUUAUGGAAAUAAUUGGGGAUGAAUCAAAAUCUUGA
Molecule: messenger RNA, 432 nt
Organism: Funneliformis geosporum
Lineage: Eukaryota; Fungi; Glomeromycota; Glomeromycetes; Glomerales; Glomeraceae
Source: the annotation of a GenBank genome assembly